CUUUUGAAUCUUCUUUGGGCAGUUGUCACAUUUUUAUUCCAACCAAAUAUAAUAUAUAUAAUAUUGAAGAAAAAGAAUGGAGGACAAAUAAAGAGAGAUAAUAGGAGAAUAGACGAGCAUAGCACGCAUCCAAUUACCCAUUUUUUCUACCUUCAUUCUUAAGCUUUCCUUCACCCCACUUCCCCUUUUUUCUUCCCUUAUCAUAAUUUAAUAAUAAUCCAUUUUGCUUUUUCCUACUUAUACGCAAUACCCCCUUUUUCUUCUUCUUCUUGUUUCAUCUGUGGGUUGUUGAGUAAGUCAAUUACAUUUGGUUCAUGUCACAAAACUUGUUUAGAUUGUUGAAAAAAUGGAGGGAUUGAUGGAAAAAGGGGUAUUGGAUGAUAUAAUAGGGAGGUUAUUAGAAGAGAAGGGAGGGAAACAAGUUCAGCUAUCUGAGGCUGAGAUCCGACAGCUUUGUGUUAAUGCCAGACAGAUUUUCCUCUCUCAGCCUAAUCUCCUCAGGAUUCGUGCCCCCGUUAGGAUCUGUGGUGACAUACACGGGCAAUUCCAAGACUUAUUAAGACUUUUUGAAUAUGGAGGCUAUCCUCCUUCAGCAAACUACCUUUUUCUUGGAGAUUAUGUUGAUCGAGGCAAGCAGAGUUUAGAAACAAUAUGUUUGCUCUUGGCUUACAAAAUAAGGUAUCCCGACAAGAUCUUCCUCCUUAGGGGGAACCAUGAAGAUGCGAAAAUCAACAGGGUCUACGGAUUUUAUGAUGAAUGUAAACGGAGAUUCAAUGUUAGGCUAUGGAAGAUAUUUACAGAUUGCUUUAAUUGCUUGCCUGUUGCUGCACUUAUAGAUGAAAAGAUCCUUUGCAUGCAUGGUGGGAUUUCGCCAGAGCUAAAAAGUUUGGACCUAAUAAACGAAAUUGAGCGGCCAGCUGAGAUUCCAGAUGGUGGCUUGUUGUGUGAUCUGUUGUGGGCUGAUCCUGAUCCUAGAAUUAAGGGUUGGUCAGAUAGUGAUCGAGGUGUUUCUUGUACUUUUGGACCUGACGUUGUUGCUGAAUUUUUGGCUAAGAAUGAGUUAGACCUCAUCUGCCGGGGUCAUCAGGUGGUGGAGGAUGGAUAUGAAUUCUUUGCUAAGCGAAGACUUGUGACUCUAUUUUCUGCUCCCAAUUAUGGUGGAGAAUUUGAUAAUGCAGGUGCCUUGUUAAGCGUUGAUGAGCAACUUGUAUGCUCCUUUGAAAUAUUGAAACCGGUAUUAUCUAGCAGUUCAAAGUUGCCCCUUAAGAAGCCACCCAAGGCUGGAGGGAUGUGAUACAGUAGAAAGUGUACAUGGAGAUUUAUCCAGUAUAUAGUGAAGAAUGGCAAGCACUCCUCUUUAUAUUUUGUUGUUAUUGACACAAGCCAUCCUUUCCAAAUACCUUUUUCGGCUUUGGAAACUGUGGAUAGGCCAAGGGUAUUAUUACAACUAAAGGAAAAAAGAAUUCUGUAAAUCAGCAACAUAACGUAUCCUCAGAAAAACGUAAGAUGUUUCAGUUGUUUAAUUUAGACACCUUUUGUUUAUUUCUUGUAUUUACUAGCACUAAGAAAUUUGAUAAUUGUUGAUCGUGAAUGAGUUGCUAUUUCUUACCAUUCAA
Messenger RNA from Solanum tuberosum (potato), 1616 nucleotides. Its product is annotated as serine/threonine-protein phosphatase PP1. Gene Ontology annotation, cellular component: cytoplasm; nucleus. The record is from RefSeq and is a predicted model, not a curated record. NCBI's taxonomy places the organism in Eukaryota, Viridiplantae, Streptophyta, Magnoliopsida, Solanales, Solanaceae. The transcript is spliced from 4 exons. Gene Ontology annotation, molecular function: protein serine/threonine phosphatase activity. Bases 347 to 1294 code for a protein of 315 amino acids.